GAAUAUAUUUCGAUUUUUACAAAUUUUUACUGCCGAGACGAUAUGUCUGGAAGACGACGAAUUCCUAAAUCUGGAAAAACUGCUCCUCCUCCUAAAUUAAAUCCACCACAACCAACUUCAUCAAGUUCAGAAUCAGUUCAUCCAGAUGAAAAUUUUGAAAAAGAAUUAUACUGGUGUAUUGAACAGCUAGAAUUAGGCUUAACAACUAAAAAAGAUCCAGAUGCUUCACAGAUUGAAGAAGCUGCAAAAUUAAUUAGAUCAUUAAAAAAUCCUAAAGCUCCUCUGGUAAAGAAACGUCAAAUUAUGCGAAAAACUUUUGGCGAUUAUAGAAAGAAGAUGAUGGAUGAAGAAAAAUCUUUAAAAUCUAGUAAUUUUUAUGGUGAUUAUUUUGAAAAAAAUUUUAAAGAAAAUAUGGAAACGACAGUUUCUAAUAAGAUAAGAAGAAUCAAAAAGACAUUUUCGAAAAGUGUGGGAAAAGGUGGAGGAGUUAAACAAAAGCGUACUGGGAAAAAGUCUAAAAAGAGGCGACGAAAGGUUAAGAAUGAUGUUACUAACGUUGAAGAACUUUUCAUUACUACUAACGAUAAAUCGAAAGAUGAAGAAGAUCGAGAAAAUCUGAUGAUGAAUUUUAAAGUAAAGAAAGAGUUAAAAAUAAUGGAAAGUGAAGAAAGAAGAAAAUGUGGCGAAGAGUUGAAAGAACUAAUUGAAAUAUGGAAUUAUCAAUUAGAAGAAUUUAAUAAAAGAAAUGAGACGAAUAGAUUAAAAAGUGAAUGGCAAGAUUAUAUAAAUGGUAAAUUCCCAAAUCAAUCAUCGGAAAGAGAUAUUAAUACAUUCUUAGCAAUACUUAAAGAAUCUCAAUUUAUUGGUAUUAACACAGAAUUGAACAGAUGUCAAAAGGUUUUACAAAUUAUUAACGCAGUUAAUCAUAUUCAAUCUGACGAAAACUUUUCGAAUAGUAGACAUGAAUGCAUUUUAAAGCUUGAAGAUAAUUUAAUUGAUAGAUUGGAUAGAAUAAGCGAAAAGAUUCUAUUCGAUGCUGAAAAAUAUGUUUCCGAUAAGUUUGCUGAGAAUUUACACAAAGAAUUAAAUUUCAAUGAGAUCCGCCUAGGAGUAUGGGGAAAUUUAAGUAAAAGUUCAAAAGGUCGUACAAUAACAAUGGAAUGUCUAGAUAUGAAUAUAACAAUUCCAAAACAUAUUUUUAACAUUGAUUACGGUAUUCGAAUUCUCAAAAUAGACUACGAUCAUCUUAGUCAUAAAUCCAAGUCAUUUUUAAAAAAAGAGAAGAUUGAGAAUACAACAAUAAAGAAUAAUAAUUUGAGGGGUAAAACAACGACUGAAAGAGAGAAAUCCUUUAUCUAUUUCGAUGACAAAGAUAAAAAAGAAUUUCCAUUUUUAGAGAAAUUAUGUAAAUUUCAAAUGAAUUUAUUCCACUUGAAAAAUAUAGAACAAAUUGAUUAUCCUAUUAUUCGUGUGAAUAGCGACGAUGAACAAUAUAUAGUAUCUGAUACGUUAAAAGACUCGCAAGAUAGUAAUUUUUUUGAUUCAACUACUACAAAAUUGUAUCAAAAAUAUUAUAAUAAACCGUAUAUUGUUGAUUUACGAAGUUAUAGUCUCUUAUAUAGUAUAUAUCAUAUUGAUCUUGUUCAAUUGCCACCUCAACCUCAUCAAAUUAAACCAGGUACUAUUCUCCGUAAGAUUGAGGAACCGAAAGGAGUAUUAAAAUAUUUUCAUAAUGUUAUUGUACCGGAAACGAAUAGCGUAAAAGAGACUAUAGUAACGGCUAGAUCGUCAUUUGUUGAGAGUACAUAUUCGUUUAUGAAACACAUUAAAAGUGAUCUUUCCGAGUCUUUGAGUAAGAUUUAUUCAAAUGAUUCGGAAAAUAAUAUCGUUAUUACAAUAAAAAUAUCGACUUUGUUGUUCACUUCUGGAAACAUCUUUUUAGCCAGAUGGGACGGAGAUGAUUGGGUAACUAAUGGAUUCUAUUAUGAAAAGUAUGACGAUAACAAUAAAAGUAUCACAUUUAGACCAAAAGAAUUUGGUCCUUAUGGCAUAUUUUACGAUUUACAUUGUCAGUACCCUUUUAAAGAUUGGAUUAUACAACCUAUUUAUGAGAAUACAGUUGUUAUAAUCCUCUAUACAACAAUGAUAAGAAUUGAAAUAAAAGUUACAAAUAAUUUGGUAACGCUUAUUAAUCCUAAUAUUUUACAAGGAGAAUUCGAACCGUCGAUAUUCGUUCGACAAUUAAAAGAUAUCGGUUUAAAUAUUUUCCCAACGAAUGACGCUAAAAAUUACGUUAAUACACUGAUAAAAGACGCCUCUCUAGAAGAAAGGCUUUAUCGAUCAAUUUCUCUAAUAGCUCCUGCAUUCGCUGUGGCGAAUUCAAAGUUGAUUAAUUAA
This is a messenger RNA of Dimorphilus gyrociliatus, 2397 nucleotides long. NCBI's taxonomy places the organism in Eukaryota, Metazoa, Annelida, Polychaeta, Dinophilidae. The record is from the annotation of a GenBank genome assembly.